Molecule: messenger RNA, 4129 nt
Organism: Microstroma glucosiphilum
Lineage: Eukaryota; Fungi; Basidiomycota; Exobasidiomycetes; Microstromatales; Microstromataceae
Exons: 1
Coding region: 63-3905 (1280 amino acids)
Cellular component (GO): cytosol
Molecular function (GO): sulfite reductase (NADPH) activity; FMN binding; flavin adenine dinucleotide binding
Source: RefSeq, a predicted model, not a curated record
UCCCAGCCUGCCAUCCUCACCUUUGCCCUCUCCCUCCCCCCAUCCUCGCCCCAAUCCUCGUCAUGGCUGCUGUCUCUAGUCAGCGUGACCUCCUCUCCACUGCAAUCACCUUUGCUGGUGGUCUGGCAUUCGGACUUGGUGGAGCCUACGCAAUCUCCAGAGGCUCCUUCAAGCCCGCCACGGCCCCGACCAAGUCCACAAAGUCAAAGGCCGAAAAGGCAUUUGGCACGCCUCCUUCUCCCAAGCUCGCUGCUGUACAAGACGGUCCUGCCAAGGCAGCGCCCGCAGAGCCUACUCGUACACCUGCCACCACCUCUACCACCACCACUCAAGCCGAGCAGCCACCCGCCAGUGAGCAGCUCGAUGAAGUUGACGCAAAGGGCCUCGGUCCCGUCGCACCUCAGGUGGCCAAGGGCAGCGGCGCUGCUCUUCAUCAGAGGCAGCAACCCUCUCCUCACAAUGCCCGAGCUGUCACUGGUGGGGACUACCCUGAGCCCGCCCCUCAGAACCGAGCCCGAGUUCUGGACCUCAAGGCUGACCUCACUGCCCCCGCCCCUGCCCAUGGCGACGAGCUCCUGAACGCUGAGACUGCUCCUGCUCCAGUCUGGCUCACCGGCCUCACCGCCUCGGCUGCCACUCGCGAUACCACCGCUGCUGGUGCCAUCGAGGGCCUUGCUUACUCGGGAUCCCAGGCUCUCUUCGUCUACGAGAGCCAGAGCAACGGUUCCUUCGGAGCCUGGUCCGAGAAGGAGGCCAAGGAAGCCACUGCAAAGGGCUGGAUCGCAGGGCGACCAAAGGUCACCAGUAUGCAGACUAGGGCCGGCGCCGGUACUGCCAUUGCCGGUUACCUCUCUUCUCGAGGCACUGGCAGUGCUACUGCUGGCUCUGUCACUGACAAGAAGACUGUCACUGCUCUCAUCAAUGCUCCAGGUCUCCUUGCCAUGGCCCCUGCCAUUGCCACUCUCCCCGCUGCCGCCCAGGGUAGGCUCGUCGUGCAAGUUUCGAGCGCUAGCCAGGACAUUGAGGCUGGAAGUCUGGCCGUCAACAAUGACUACGCCUCGGUCCUCUCCGCUGCUUCCACGCUCUCAGUCAACGAAGACUUCUCCGUCAUUCUGUCCGGAUCCCGACAGGAAGCCGUCGACGUCGCUGCUGCCACCUAUGCAGCAACUGAAGGCCACGUAGUCCACGUCUUUGAUGGCGCCUUUGCCGCUCGUGAGGUCGCCCACCUCAAUGUGCCAGCCAAGGCCGACGCCGCUGCUGCUUCUACCGACAUCAUCUCUGCCCUCAAAGCAAAGAAGCUCGGUCACUUCUCCUACUACGGACCUCGUGCUCCAUCGACCGUCGUUGUCAUGCCCAAUGGCUCCCACGCCACCAAUGCUCGAACAAUGCUUGCGGUCCUCCCUGAGGAGGUUCGAUCGCACGUCGGCAUUGUCGCUGCCCGGAUCGUCCGCCCAUGGUCUGAUGAAGAGCUCGUCAAGGCUCUGCCUUCGACCGUAGAGAGUAUCUUCGUUCUCGAAGAGACACGAGUUGCCGGUAUCACUGGCCCACUCUUUGAGGACGUCCACUCUGCCGUCUUUACGGGUAUGAUCGGUCGUGGCGCCUCGCUGCCCAACGUUCUUCCCGUUGGUCUGCCCAAGGGAAGCACCCUGCAGCCCGGUCAGUGGGCUGCUCUGCUUCAGACUCUCUUGCACAGCCGCUCCGCUGUCAAUGCCGCCGAGGUCAUUGCCAAUGCUGCCUCUUCUGUGCAGAACAACAUCGCCACUCUCGGAGGUGCUGGAAGCCGCAUCGUGACCUUCUACGACAGUGACUCGAGCUCCACUGCUCAUCUCGCUUCUUUCCUCGCUCGCACUGUACGAGAGCACCCCGAGCUGACCGAGUCGGCUAGCUUGCUCACUCGCUACGACAACUUCGAGGCUGGCGGCCUAGCCAGGUCUGACCUCCUCAUCGGAGCUCAUCCAGCUGCUCAAAUCCCAGUCCAGCUUGCGGCGCAGCAGGGUGGCACUUCCACUCUCGUCAUCUCUGACCCCGCGACCGUUCUCAAGAGCUACAAAGUCUUCGAGACUCUUCAGGUCGGUGGCACUAUCCUCUUCAACACUCCUGGUUGGGACACUGCUGAGUUGAGUGCCAAGCUCAGGGCCGAGGACAAGAAGAUUCUUGCUGCCAAGAAGGCUCGUAUCUACAUCAUCAAUGCAUCUCAAGUUGUUGAGAAUAUCCUUGAGGAGACUGCGAUGAGGAAGGGCGGCAAGUCGAAGGUCUCUGACAGUACCGUACCCAAAGAGGUAGCUACUGCCGUCCUCGCGGCUGCUCUGUACCGCAUCCAGUUCGGCUUCAGUGGCGCUUCCUUGAUCAGUGUCCUGAAGAGGUACCUCGGAGUCGCUCCUGUCGGCAUCGAUGGUGUACCUGGCCUCGUAGCUGCUGCAGAGAAGGCACUGACUCUAUCUGCAUUCAGCCACGAUGACUUUGCUGCUGCCGAGCCUCUCGAGGCCGAGCUCAAGGGUACUCCUCGACCCGAAGUCUUCCGCUACAACGGCUUUGGUCCUUCUUCGGACGCUGCCACUGUCGGUCAGGAGGCAGUCCCCAUCAGAAACACUUGGGCGCUAUCAGCUUGGCAGAUGAUGUUCUCCGAGGCAUACAAGCUCGACGACAAGUCGCUUCGACCAGACCUGCCGGAGAAGAACUACGUCGUGACUGUGACAGAGAAUCGCCGCCUGACUCCUAUUGACUACGACCGAAACGUCUUCCACAUGGAGCUCUCCACUGCCGGCACUGGUCUCAAGUACGAGGUCGGUGAGGCUCUGGGUGUCCACGGCUGGAACGACGAGGACGAGGUCAAGGAGUUCGUUAACUGGUCUGGCUACGAUCCCGACGAGCUCAUUGCCGUCCCUUCUCUCGAGGAUCCCUCUCGCUACGAGACCAGGACCGUCUUCCAGAUCCUGCAGCAGCGUCUGGACAUCUUCGGCAAGCCAGGAAAGUCCUUCUACGAAUCUCUCUCCAAGCUCGCCCUGGACAAGGAGGAGGCUCGAUGGCUGCGAUUCAUCUCCUCCGCCGAGGGCAACAGUACCUUCAAGAAGCUCUCCGAGGUUGAGACGGUCACCUAUGCUGAAGUGCUGCAGAUGUUCCCCUCGGCUCGUCUGCCACUUGACAUUCUUCUCCGUGAGGUAGAGAUGAUCAAGCCUCGUCACUACUCCAUUUCCUCUGCUCAGGCCGCUGUAGGAGACUCAGUUCACCUCCUCGUUGUGACUGUCGACUGGCAGACUCCCUCUGGCUCUCCACGCUACGGUCAGUGCACUCGCUACCUGGCCAAUCUUCGUCCAGGAAACAAGGUGACCGUCUCCCUCAAGCCUUCCAUCAUGAAGCUGCCUCCUUACACUAGCCAGCCCAUCAUCAUGGCUGGUCUCGGUACGGGAAUGGCUCCCUUCCGAGCCUACGUCCAAGCUCGUGAGGUGCAGAAGCGCAACGGAGAAGACGUCGGUCCUCUUCUCCUCUACUUUGGUUCUCGAACUCAAACGGCCGAAUGGCUGUAUGGUGAAGAGUUCGAGGCAUGGCACAAGGAUGGUCUGGUAGAGCGUCUAGGACUGGCCUUUUCCCGAGAUCAGAAGCAGAAGAUUUACAUUCAGCACAAGAUCAAGGAAGACGCCAAGCUCGUCGCAGACUAUCUCGCACCGGACCUUGAGGCGUUGCGUGCUGCAGGUGGAGAGGUGGAGAUUUUGGACAAGCUAGACCCCAAUGAGACCGACCCGAAGAAGAAGGGAAUGUUCUGCGUCUGCGGACCUACCUGGCCCAUUCCGGAUAUUACCGAAGCUAUCAUUUCCUCCUUCAAGGGACGAGGUCUGUCUCAAAAGGAGGCAGAGAAUGUCAUCGAGGCGCUCAAGGAACAGGAGCGCUUCGUUCUCGAAGUCUACUGAGCCAGCAGUCGUCCCGCAAAGGAGCUUCACUGGGCUCUCUCUCUCUCUCUUCAAUGCCACUUCUUGUUUCGAGUUCCUCGUAGGCUUGUCUCCCUGUCUGCUUGCUGUAUCCAAUGCCUUUGUGUUGCCUCAUUCUAACAUGUGUGAAAUCCCCCUCUCCUCUCCUUUCUGAUCUCUCAUGCUUUCGCUUACGCACUACCCCGCUUCCCCCCACCCCCCACCCC